This is a messenger RNA of Pseudomassariella vexata, 1038 nucleotides long. RefSeq lists its product as uncharacterized. The transcript is spliced from 2 exons. NCBI's taxonomy places the organism in Eukaryota, Fungi, Ascomycota, Sordariomycetes, Amphisphaeriales, Pseudomassariaceae. Bases 135 to 791 code for a protein of 218 amino acids. The record is from RefSeq and is a predicted model, not a curated record.
GUCCAGUUUUUCCUUAUCAUCAUUGCUUCCAUCAGCUGUUUUAUAGAUCUUGACUUGAUAUUUGCUGGCGUUUCCCCCAGCUCUCUAUCUGCUGGAAUACGACCGGCCCGUGGACACGCCACAAGCAGCCCAGCAUGCGCGUCUUCGCUCCGCUGCUGCCAUGGUUUUUCGUGACAAUUGCCCCGUCCGUCGUCGCCACCGGCCACUUUACGAAGCCGAACGAGCAGAAUGGCACCAUCACUUUCCAACUGGGCGAACAAGUGGAGGUUGAGUGGGACAAGACGGCCGACUACUCGAUUUUGUCAUUGGGCUACUACUCAUAUACCAACCAGACCAUAACAUGGCUCAUCUCAAACUCGCCCAACUAUCCAACGACAUACACAUGGACUGUUCACGCCAUACGCGACGGAUUCACCGAUGCCAAAGACGACGAGUUUUGGCUAUACAUCGUGAAUGGUACCAACUUCGGUGCGCCAUUCCAGUCGCCCGGGUUCUUCAUCCAGAGUAAGUCCGCGGCGACACAAACGACCAAGUCUGCGACGACCAUCUCAUCGACGCCCAACCCGACCGGCGCAGCGGCCACGGGAACCAACACAGUAGGGGAAGGCAACUCGACGAGCAGCGACAGCAGUAGCGAUAGCGCCAGCACCGGGACCUCCAGCACCGCAGGUAAUAAUGACAACACCAGUAACCAAGGAGAGCUCAGUACCGGCGCUAGAGCGGGCAUAGGAGCUGGUAUUGCGCCGCCGCUGCGGUACUGGCUAUCGCCGCUGCGAUUUUUUUCAUCAUGAGGCGAAGGAGGAAGCGGGUGGGCGAGCACCAGCAGACUCAGAGCAACGCCGUCGAAGCGGAUGGAGCGCCAACAGGCCAUGACUACGGACCCGUUCAUCAUGGGGACGGGUAUGGAGUGAACCAUGGUGGCCACGGUGUUUAUGCGCGCGGGAAUGGCAUGCAACAUGCUGGGCACGAUGUUCAUGGGCAUGGAAAUGGAACGGUCCAUCAGAAUGGUGUCGCUGAAGUUAGCAGUGCCGGUGGAUU